CACUGCAAUAGCAGCAGAAGGAAAGCAGCUGCAGCCCAGACUCAGCACAUCAGCAGUCAGGGAGUCAGUCAGGGGCCAGCACAUCCAUAACAAAGACACCAGCCUGUCUGUGCCGGCACAAUACCCUGCUCACCCACCGGAGCCUGCCCUGCCUGUGCCCGCACCUCUACCCAGCACUAGAUAAGACUCUCUACAAUGUCCUUGGGGAGAGACAUGGAGCUUGAACAUUUUGAUGAGCGUGAUAAAGCGCAAAGGUACAGCAGAAGCUCUCGAGCCAAUGGGCUACCAAGUCCGACCCAUAGUGCCCACUGCAGUUUUUACCGAACCCGCACUCUGCAGGCCCUAAGUUCAGAAAAGAAGGCUAAGAAAGUCCGAUUCUAUCGUAACGGUGACCGAUAUUUUAAAGGGAUUGUCUAUGCCAUUUCCCCUGAUCGAUUCCGAUCUUUUGAGGCUCUCCUGGCUGAUUUGACCAGAACUCUUUCUGAUAAUGUGAAUCUACCCCAGGGAGUGAGAACUAUCUACACAGCGGAUGGAAUCAGGAAGAUCAUUUCUCUGGAUCAACUAACUGAAGGCGAAAGUUAUGUGUGUGGAUCUAUUGAGCCAUUUAAAAAACUGGAGUAUACAAAGAAUGUAAACCCCAACUGGUCUGUGAAUGUGAAGACAACCGGUAGCCCUCGCGCAGUGCAACCUCUGGCUACCCCUAAAGCUAGCACCUCGGAGGGAAGAGAGGGCAAAGAUUUCAUAAGGCCAAAGCUUGUCACAAUCAUCAGGAGCGGCGUGAAACCUCGCAAAGCCGUCCGGAUUCUCCUGAACAAGAAAACAGCCCAUUCCUUCGAGCAAGUUCUCACCGAUAUAACCGAUGCUAUAAAAUUGGAUUCGGGGGUGGUGAAGCGUCUCUACACUCUGGAUGGAAAACAGGUGAUGUGCCUUCAGGAUUUCUUUGGAGAUGACGACAUUUUUAUUGCUUGUGGACCUGAAAAGUUCCGUUACCAGGAUGACUUCUUACUGGACGAGAGUGAAUGUCGGGUUGUGAAAUCUACUUCUUACACCAAGCUUCCUAAUAUACCACGUAGAAGUGCAACCAAAAGUCCAGGACCAUCUCGGCGCAGCAAGUCCCCUGCCUCUACAAGUUCAGUCAAUGGUACCCCAGGGAGCCAGCUCUCCACCCCUCGCUCGGGAAAAUCGCCAAGCCCAUCACCGACCAGCCCAGGAAGUCUGCGGAAACAGAGGGACCUGUAUCGUCACCUGUCAUCGGAUGAUUUGGAUUCAGUAGGAGACUCAGUUUAAAAGAGAAAAUGGAGCAGUGUUUCUGGUUUGUGACUCGGUGAUAGUUUAAGCUAAUAAACGUAACAUGACGUGAAACAAAGGCUGACUCUGGUUCAUAAAGUGUUCUUGGGGCACUAGGUAUGUUACAUUUAUUUUAUUCAAACAUAUUUGGUAAAAUACAAAAUUUCAGUAUCGCCUGAAAGACAAUUAUUAUGAGUACGACUUCCAAAAAUGAUCUCAUAAUGACUACAUCCAGAUCUGCAGUCGUACUAGGUAAUGCUUAGGCAUUGUUCCAGUAUGCUGAGAUUCGGGAGUUUGUCACUGUAAUAUAUGCAGCCUUCUGCAGCAAUUGUAGCUUUAGGUCAUAAAAUAUUACACAGUGCGCUACCAAAUGAGACUCAGCAGAGGUCAUUCCUGUCAAAUAUUACCGAUUCAGGAUGGAAGUUAUGAUACAGCCCUCCCAUUAUAUUAUAUCCCGCCAAGCCUAUAGAUACUAGUCAGUGUAAUCCUCAUUAUCCAACCCAUAUCACCACGUAUAAUUUAAAGAGCACCUUGAUUUGGAGGUACAGUGCUUAGAAAUAUUGGGGUGUUGUAUGAACAGCAAUUUUUGUAAAUAUUGUUAUUAAUGGGUUUUUUCCCGAUAACAGCGAGAGCAUGACAAAAUUAGAACAUGGUAGCUUCCCUGCCAGCCGCUAAGCAGACAACAGGCUGUUUAACAACAGAGGCCAGAUUAGAGAUUAGAUUGCCAGGAAUGGCUGGCAUGGGCUCAGGGCAACCACCCGAAAUCCCUCUCCGCUUCCCUGCUGUAUUUUUGGAUGGCUCUGGUUGAUAAGGGGAGUCAUUCUGUUAAUAGCAAUAGGAGUAAAAUUUCUUUCAUUCGGCAGAAAUUCCUUGCUAAAACUUUAUAAAAUGAGAAACAGUAGACUUACUGAAGGUAGCCAAAUCUAAAAGGCUUUGAAAAAAAACAUAGAGGGUGUAUUGGCACGUACAGUAUCCUGUGCAUAUUCGAAGCUGCAGAUUUUAUGUUGUAGAUUUCAAUGUAAACGAAUUGACUAUACACAGCAAUAAAUCUGCAACUUCAAAUCCUGCACAUCAAAUAUGCGCAGGAAACUGUACAUGUGAAUAGAACCAGAAGCAGAAUUUUUUAUUUGAGCUCUAAGGGAAAUUUUUAAUGAUCGCCAGGUUCAUCCACUUUGAUAAUCUAAAAUUUGUUAUGCUGGAUAAGAGGAAUUUUACUGUGUUCUGCAAUUGCUGUUUACACAGUUCCUUAAUAUUUUAUUUUUUUGCUGUGUCCUCCAAACUAGAAUGUAAUGGCUAAACGACACAUCCAACCUGCCUUUAGAAAUUCUAGAUUUUGUACCUUGAUUUUUUUUAAAUUGAUCUAAAUCAGGUACAUUGAAAAAAUAGGGAAUUAAAAAUGUAAUACAGGGAAGAAAAUAGCAUUAGUGUGAAUUUACAUGUGGCAGAUUUUUUUCUGUUCAAUCGAAACAUCCCCAUUGGGAGGAAUAAACAGAUUUUAGGUUGUAAAGAUCUCUGCAACAAAUCUGCCCUGUGUGAACCCUUUCCUAAGGUUGGCAUCACAUGGGCAUAUUGCGGCGGGUAUACACAUCCUUAUUACGGGCAAAAGUCCCGGCCUGACCACAGUCUGAUGGUCCAAAUUGACAGGUUUCAGUUCAGGUCAUCAUAUAGCCGGUCAGGCCGUAAUAAAAACAGGUAUGCACUCCCAUCAUACACUUGUGUGAAGCCAACCUAAAGCAGCUUCUGGGGUUAUAAAAUGGAGUUUUGUUUAGUUUUUUUGCUUGUUUUUUCCAGAAAGAGUGCCACUUUAAUCAACGGGCCUGGCAUUGCAGCUCAUCCUUAUUCAAAUGAAUAGAGAUGCAAUACAGCUCAUGGACAAAGAGAGGCAAAUCCUUAAUCGUAAUCCCAACUCCUUUAAUUUACAUCUCCUUGCGCUGCAGCAGGCGGAUUUCUAUUGAAGAUAACUAGUGUUGACAGUCAAUAUUGCAGAAUAUAAAUUUAGCAGACACUUUAGUAAAUCCCCAAUAUAUGAUUUAUUUAGAUUCUCCAGCCCCGGUGUGUAUUUUAUGAAUCAGUUGUGCAGCUUUUGUCUCGUUGUAUUUUGCUAACGUCUCUGCCAUCACGUCUGAAUUGCCAGGAAAUGAUGGACUAAUAAUCAUUUUGCGCUUUACUUUUAACCGCUUCUCUUGAUGGAUGAAUGUUAACAGAGCUCUGUGAUAAUAAUGCCUAAUUUAUUAAUGCAAAACAAACCUAUUCUGAUUGUAUCCAUUCAGUCGCUUAUUGAUUCUUUUCUUUUCAUGUUUGCACUUUUUUAAUUCCUUAUUAAUUAAUGUUUUAUAGGAACUGAACAUUGUGUGUGUCUGAGGAGAGCUUUGUUACUUAGUUAAUAUAUAGUUAUUAUGACAUUUUCUAUAAAAAAAAAAUUAUAAACUCAGGAGGCCUUAUGUAUCAAAACGAUCUCGGAGAAGGAAAAGAAAAAGCAGGUUUGUUGCCCAUAGCAACCAAAGUUACAAAUGAAGUGGUUGCUGUGUCUUUUUUUUUUCUACUCAGUUUUGAUACACGAGGCCCAAGGUUUUACAGUAUUUUACAUGUUUGUAUGAUUUUAAUUUUGCCUAAUGUUUUUGAGCUGAAUUCAGACUUAAAGCGUCAUGAUGGUCUGGCAGCAGGAUAUGUUAGAACUUUCCAGGUAAUCUCGUAGCCCCAAAUUUGUCCCAAGACUAACUCAAUCAGACAUAUUGCUGGAAGUCCAAUGGCAAAAGUCCUAUAGACUUGCAUGGAACUUUCGGCAUAUGAGUCUCAGGCUAUGAGAUUUUUGGUUUUAACAUAUUCUGCCCCUGGACCAUCAUGACAGUAACAGUCUAAAAGGCCCCAUAAGCGCCUGGGCUGAUGCUUCUCUUCCUGGGUGGUUUCAUUUUCCUGCUACGAUGCGGGGCUUGAUGAAUGUCAUAGAGAAGUAUAGGGAAAGGGACAGCAGCAGGUCCGAGAAUCGGACAGUCACAAACACAUUCAUGUGAACAAUCAACGGGACCAAAACCGCAUCUUAGGGUAUUUUACACCAUAAUUUGGUCUUACAUUGCAAAGAUAGGUCAUCAUCCUGUCAAAAUGGAAUGCCUACCUAUACUGUGCAUGGACAGACAUGAGCCCAAUAAACUUUAAUGGCCCGAACAUAGUCAGCAAAUGACUAAGGGUAUGUCCACACUACUGAAUCUCUGUCCCCAGAGGUCUUGAGCGCUAGGACCGUGCAGACCUGUGCCGUCACCGUCGCCAUCGCCGUCAUAAUGCCAAUGAAACAAUGAACAUAUUUAUUCUUUUGGCGGGUAAAUAUCCAUGACCAAAUUUUCUGCCACUGAAUUAGUGCAGCAGAAUCUCUGACUUUCCAUCGUGUGAACGUACCUUAUGUUUGGGUAAUUUCCCAAAUUUUAACCUGGUUUGACUAUGACCCUAAAGUAGCCCAACACAAAUGAUAAGAAUGUAGUCACUAACUGACUGUGUUUGGGCCAUUAAAGUCCAGGCCCUUACAUCGACAUCCCAUUUCCACAGGAUGUAUCCAUGCAAUACAAAGCCACAUUGUGGUGUGAAGCUUCCCUAAGCUGGCAAAUGAAGACACAAGGGAGCAGUAUCAUCGGCCCUAGAUAGUUACCGGUAAUCAUGGUGCAGGGCAAUAAAAAAAAUUAUUUUGCCCAGAGUGGCCCUGUGAUGAGGUGUUAACCAUUAAAAUGAAUUCUCAUGAUUAUUGGUUCUGUUACCAAAAUGGCUGAUGAGUAAAAUAUGGGACUAUGCAAAAAAUGAGAAAUCCAAGGAAUCAAAGCGCACACCCUCUUUAAAUGAAUAAGCAAACUUUAUUUAAUUACACAAGCUGAACAUUUUUAAAAAAUACUUAAAAACAUACAUAAACCAAGCCCCAGUCAAAUAAACUGCAGGUGUGACCCUUAGCGCCACAUCCCAUAAUAAGGUGUGAACCGAAUAUAUGCAAUGUAGAAAAUAAUUCACAUUAAAUAUAUCAAUACAUAUGAUUCAUCAAAUCUAAGUAGUAAUUAAGAUGACACCAAAACAUUCCUAAUAAAGUGCAUAAGUGUUGGAAACUCUGUUAUUUCCUGAGACUGCUAAGCACUUAUGCACUUUAUUAGGAAUAUUUUGAUUAAUUAGAUGUAUUUUCUAUAUUUAUUGUGAAUUGUGUUGUUCUUGGCUCAUACUUGUGCCCCAGAGCAUUACAUAUACAGUGACCCCCCGACCUACGAUGGCCCCGACAUAUGAUCAAAUCGACAUAUGAUGGCCUCUCAGAGGCCAUCGCAUGUCGAUGUCAGCAUCGACAUACGAUCGAAUUAAGUGCUAUCUGGCAGCGCAAAAUGCUUAAGCUGCUGCCGGAUAGCAGCUUAAUGUUCCCCGUGUGGUGCGGUAAGUAUUACUUACUCCUCCACGAUGCUCCGGGGUGCCCUCUGGGUCCAGCGCUGGUCUUCCGGUGUCAUCCAAUAGGAAUAACAUACGCAGUGGCGUAAUGACGUCGCUACGCAGGCCCAGUAAGGCCUUGCGGAAGACAGCGGAUGACUGGAGAAGACCAGAAGAGCCCAGCAGAGGACCAGAGAAGACCAGGAGAGCCCAGCGGAGGCCCGGGGUCACCAUCGGGAGCGGCGGGGACACCAUCGCCAGCGGCGGGGACAAGUGAGUACAGCUUCCUAUACUUUACAUUGCACGAAUCCCUCAACAUACGAUGGAUUCGACAAACGAUGCAGUUUAUUUGACUAGGGCUUGGUUUAUUUAUAUGGUUUUUAGUGUUUUUAAGAUGUCAGCUUGUGUAAUUAAAUAAUUUAUGCUCAUUCAUUUUGAGAGGGUGUGCACUUCAAUUCCUCAUUUUCCGCAUUAUGUAUACAUAUAGACCUUGUUUGUAGCACCCUUAAAAUUAUUUUUAGGGGUGCCCACACAGUGCAUAUGUGUAAACUAUUUCAGUGCAUAUGUGUAAACUAUUUUUUGCUGUAAAAUGGGGUACGCAUUAGAAAAUAAUGGGGAACAUUUAUCAAGAUGAUUCCUCUAAAAUGUUGUAUGUUUCUAUGUAAAACAAUGGGGUUCCUAUAUCUUAAUAUGUCUUUCAAUAGCUAAAGUUUUUUCUUUCUGACUAGGGCAAAUCUUACUUAUAAAAUUAAUAUAAUACAGUAUAAUAUUAGUCUAUACCAAGUAUCUGUAAAUAUCCAGUCCUGUGCCAUUACUACAGGCAGCCAUUUUGAAAGCAGAAUUGAUCAUUGUGAAUACCCUAGUGUAUUAAAUAUAAGCCACAUUGGGUCUUAUGUAUCUAAAUGUCCAGUCAGUUUUUAUCUUCUAGCUGAUCCGGAAAAAAAUAUUUUCCCUAAACGAGGCCCAUUGUGUGUCGCCUAUAUGUCACCUACACUUUCCUAUUGUUUGUACCCAGAUGAGUUCUGCUAUUGUAAUAUCCAUUGUUUGAAAACUGAAUGAAACCCCAUUGUUAAUUACUAUUAUUAUUAUUAUUGCAAACGUUCCAUUAAACCAUGAUGCUUAUCUACAAUAAACUCUUAAGAUGAAUACAUCAA
Hyla sarda is the source of this 6824-nucleotide messenger RNA. It is a transcript of the gene DCLK1, whose product is annotated as doublecortin like kinase 1. Bases 196 to 1287 code for a protein of 363 amino acids. Gene Ontology annotation, cellular component: axoneme; neuron projection. The record is from RefSeq and is a predicted model, not a curated record. Gene Ontology annotation, biological process: retina development in camera-type eye; intracellular signal transduction; axoneme assembly. Gene Ontology annotation, molecular function: microtubule binding; ATP binding; protein kinase activity. The transcript has 7 exons. Lineage: Eukaryota; Metazoa; Chordata; Amphibia; Anura; Hylidae.